Messenger RNA from Drosophila santomea, 245 nucleotides. Its product is annotated as bomanin Short 1-like. The record is from RefSeq and is a predicted model, not a curated record. Lineage: Eukaryota; Metazoa; Arthropoda; Insecta; Diptera; Drosophilidae. The transcript has 2 exons. The coding region runs from base 1 to 189 and encodes 62 amino acids. Gene Ontology annotation, biological process: defense response.
AUGAGAUUUUUUACAGUCAUCACCAUUAUGCUUGGUGUCCUGUCCUUAUCCAAAGCUGUUCCGCUGUCACCCGAUCCAGGAAAUGUUAUCAUCAAUGGCGAUUGUGUAAACUGCAAUGUUCGCGGGUUUGCGCACCAGGGUUCCGCCGGGAUAGCCUCUGGCAUCGAUGGUGGUUAUGUCAGAUCCUGAGUCACCAUUUCUAAUGGUAAUCUCGUGAAUUGUUCCUUAAAUAAUAUCAGAUAUUA